UAACAGAGAUAGAGAGAGGGUUAAAGGGGUCUUGCUUCAUCCAUAUAACUAGAAAGACCUUCCAUGGACUGAGGAACAGAUGAGGAAGAAUGCGUCCGUAUGGAAGUUAAUGGAUUCCGUGGGAAAAGGGGGCUACAGGUCUAAACGAGCCAGCAAGUCCUCCAAUGAUAAGCGCCUGGACAAUGAGAUGUGGGAUCUCAGUUCCAGCUCCUCCAAUCAGCCUGCAGUCCCAGGGCCCCACUCCUCACUCACAUCCUCCUCCUCUCGCCACCUUGGCCCCCCAUCUCCGUCAGGUCUGCAUGCCCCUGCCCCUCCCCUCUCCUCUAUCUCCUCUGCUUCCUCCUUGCCCCACUCUCGCCAGCUUCGUGCCCCGUCUCACUCAGGUUUGUGCGCCCCGGCCCCUCUCUCACCCCUCUCCCGCUCCUCCUCUCACCAGCUCGGCCCCCCGUCUCACUCAGGUGUGCGUGCCCCUUCCCCACCCUUCUCUUCUCCCUCCUCCUCUUCAUCUUCUUUGUCCCCGUCCCGUCACCUCGGUCCCCCCUUUCCCUCACCUGGGCGUGCCCCUUCCCUUCCCACUCCCCUGUCCCGCUCUUCCUCCUCCUCCUCUUUCACACAGGCCUCAGGGCCCAGCUCAGCAUCUCAGGGCUACUUCUCUCAGCUCUGGAGCCCUCAGGUACCGUAUCUCUGACCGUAUAUCUGAAUCGC
Messenger RNA from Megalops cyprinoides (Indo-Pacific tarpon), 705 nucleotides. RefSeq names its product pectinesterase inhibitor 10-like. Bases 80 to 688 code for a protein of 202 amino acids. Lineage: Eukaryota; Metazoa; Chordata; Actinopteri; Elopiformes; Megalopidae. The transcript has 2 exons. The record is from RefSeq and is a predicted model, not a curated record.